AUGGCGAGCAACUUCGAUCAGGUCAUCUCUUUGCAGGGAGAUGGGCUUGAAGUCCAAGGCCUUCUCAAGCGGCGAACCCCUUCGACUACGUCGCUGCCUCUGGUGGUGUUUAUUCAUGGCGGGGGCGCCAAUGCGGCAUAUUUCGAUAACUCAAGCUACUCGUACCCUAGGGUUCUGAGCGAACAGGGCCACAAUGUCCUGAAUAUCCAACGUGCUGGAUACGGCGGUGUUUGCCUUCCUAAGACCCAAACACCUCUUCUCGAUUCGGUAUCUUUGAUCACCAAGCUUAUUGCCAAUGUCUGUGAGACCGAGCAGUGCGGACAAGGGGGAGUGAUUCUCGUGGGGCAUUCGAUGGGAGGAGCGAUUGUGCUCGCCAUCGCAGCCCAAUCAAAGACUCCAUUCUCCAUUCUGGGCGUCAGCGCUCUAGGGGUCGUCCCUAGUCCCGAGAAAGGGACUCUUCUGCCAGAUCCAGAUCCCACCCCUAGUGAACCUCGCUAUUCGAUUGAGGAUCCGCCUACUGUAAUCAAAAAGUUCUUCGGGCCUUUUGAAUGCCUUAACGAAGACGUGUUUACUGGCGACACGCUCCGGGCAGUUUUUGAGCCGGCUCAUCCCCGUCUGUGGAAGCAAAGCUGCUUCGAGGUGGGGGGUCACAACUACGAGUUUACCAAACAUUCAGCUGACCUCCACGAGCUCCGGUAUCAGUUUAUCUCGAAAAUGGUGGAGCUGCCUGCACCGGGGCCUGAUGAGCCUCUGUAUAGGAAUAUCUGUGGUCCAAAUCAGGUGAGAAGCCAGUUUCAUCGUCCUCAUGAUCGCCAGCUCAUUAUAGGCCAGUGGCCCGAUAGCACUGCGCUCCCGGGAUUUCGUGAAGCGAUUGAGAACUAUAUUGCACAGAUUACCAACUUGUCUGGCAAGUUCACUGCUCUCAUAGCCGAAGCAUUAGAUCUCCCGCCAAACGCAUUCGACGAAGCAUUCGACAACCCGCAGCAGCACAAGCUAAAGCUGAUCAAAUACCCACCACCUCCCCCUGAUCACUCGGAGGCAACCGGCUUUCAGGGUGUCGGCCCUCAUAAAGACUCCGGUUUCCUCACGUUCCUCUUACAAGCGACGCCUCACCAUGGGCUCGAGGUGCAGAACAAGGCCGGCGACUGGAUCUCAGCCCCACCAAUCCCGGAUACAUUUGUGAUCAACAUUGGAAGAGCACUGGAAGCGAUGACCGGCGGGGUGUGUACUGCAACAACGCACCGUGUCAGCUUGCUCAAAAAGAACUUUGUUGACUCCAAGGGUGCUUCUCUGGGGGCUCGCUUCUCCUUCCCAGUUUUCCAAGGCGUCAGCCCCGACCUGUCGGCGGAUAAAAUUACUCUCGUGGUACCGCAGCAUAUCCGCGACCUGGUCAAGGACGCCAAAGUCAAGUCAGAUGCAGAAGCUACAUUCAAUCAGAUGUUCAAGAGAAACCUGGGCGAGGGCACGCUGGUCGCGCGGGUCACGAGCCACCAAGACGUUGGACAGCGAUGGUAUCCCGAGAUCCUGGCGCGUGCGCUUCAGGGCCAAAAGGAGUAUGUAGCAUGA
Penicillium chermesinum is the source of this 1566-nucleotide messenger RNA. RefSeq names its product Oxidoreductase 2OG-Fe(II) oxygenase family. The record is from RefSeq and is a predicted model, not a curated record. Lineage: Eukaryota; Fungi; Ascomycota; Eurotiomycetes; Eurotiales; Aspergillaceae. Gene Ontology annotation, molecular function: dioxygenase activity. The transcript has 4 exons. The coding region runs from base 1 to 1566 and encodes 521 amino acids.